Molecule: messenger RNA, 2717 nt
Organism: Zootermopsis nevadensis
Lineage: Eukaryota; Metazoa; Arthropoda; Insecta; Blattodea; Termopsidae
Product: vesicle transport protein GOT1B
Biological process (GO): retrograde transport, endosome to Golgi; endoplasmic reticulum to Golgi vesicle-mediated transport
Cellular component (GO): endoplasmic reticulum; membrane
Source: RefSeq, a predicted model, not a curated record
UUUGAUGUUAUGUUCUUGUUCAGAAAUUUGAAAUGAUGGAGUUUGGGAAAGUGUAUCAAACUUACUGACUCAUUGUAUAUUCUGAUUGUCGUUUCUGCGAAAUACUGUAGAACUGAAUAUAUAUUAUUUAAUGUUAUAUACACAUAAUCUUUCUCUUAAAGACGUUAUAGGAUCAUUUGAACAGCUGUGCGUGGAAAACAAUGCUGUGUUCUUUAUGACGUGGAAUUUUAGGUUAUCUAUUUGUUAAGAACAGCUGAUAUAUUUUCGGUCAGAAUGUUUGAAAUAACCGAUGUGCAAAAGAUUGGCGUGGGCCUUGCAGGAUUUGGUGUAUCGUUUCUUUUUCUUGGUGUAUUACUCCUAUUUGAUAAAGGGUUGCUAGCGAUAGGGAAUAUUUUAUUCAUUGCAGGCUUGGCAUGUGUAAUUGGACUGGAGCGAACUUUCAGAUUUUUUUUCCAGAAACACAAAGCAAAGGCAUCAGUGGCAUUUUUUGGUGGGAUCAUUGUGGUACUGGUGGGAUGGCCUCUGGUUGGAAUGCUCAUUGAGACAUAUGGUUUUGUUUUGCUCUUCAGUGGCUUCUUUCCUGUUGCAAUCAACUUCUUGAGACGAGUUCCAGUUCUAGGAACAAUAUUAAACUUACCAGGAAUCCGAGGGCUGAUGGAUAGGUUAGCACAAGAUUCAGAUAGGACUACAGUUUGAGAUUGUGUAAGAGAAGCUCCACAUGUAAAGUACAAGCUGGUGGUUGCAAGUUUGGUUAUACCUGGGACUGAGUAAAGGAUCUUCAGCUGUGCAGUCAGGUUUUGUGCCACCAGAAGUGAUCUGGUGACACACAAGUGGUGCUCUGCCCAGUGCUUUGAAACAAAAUGCAACAAUUUUCUUAUUACUGUAUGUUUCAUGACUACACUGUGUUAAGAAUGUGCGCAUAGUUUAUUUACAUUGUCUUGCUGUAAAAUGUUGAUGUAAAAAUGCAAAGCACUACACAUUGCCACAUGUUCUUUGAUGGCUAUGCAUAGUGAAUAAACCAGAACAUUUUCAAUUGAAGGCAUACAGAGUGUUCAAAACUCUAACACAAAAGAUAAUAUCAACUACAUUGGUUGCUUUAGUGUUACUGGAUUUUUAAUUUUUGUUAAGUUGAAGUUCAUUAUCUUAAUUUUCCUAAUAUAAAGUUAAACCUGAAAAUGGCAAUUGCAAAAAAAAAUUUUAUUUGAGUGGUUUGAAGGGAACUUACUUUGUUAGACUGUUAGGUGAAAUCCCUGUAGUUGGAAAAAAUUAAAUAAAUUGUUUGUCAUUACAUAAUUACUAAUAAUAUCAUAAAUGCCCUCACACUGCCUAUAUUGUUGUUUGGUGUUGUAAGAAUUUUCAACAUGUGUAAGACACUUUCCAUCCCAGCCAUAGAUGUUCAAUGGAGGAGAAAGCAUCAACCCUUUUACAUUAUGUACUUACCAGUAGCAUAGGGUAAAACGCCCUAUUAUUGACACCCCUCCAGUUAUUGGCACUCUGUUAUCGAGACUGCGAUAUUAAGCAUGUAAGCAGUUGGCGACUCUGUUUCACACACAUUUGGAAUGAGCAGCUUUUACUUGGUGUGAGUCAGUUGUUUCAGCCACGAGUUUAUAUUGCCAGUUGUAUUGUUCGUAGAUGGCCACAAAACCCACCUAACCUACCAUCUCAGUGCGCUGUGCAAGGAACUGCAGAUGUUUCUCAUCGCUCUCUAUCCAAAUUCUACAAGAAUUCUGCAGCCAGCCGAUGUGGCAGCCUUCAGGCCUGUAAAGAGCAAAUGGAAAGAUGCAGUUCUCUCUUGGCGAACACAAAAUCCAAACAAGGCUGUUACAAAAGAGGAUUUUGCUCCUGUUCUUGAAGACAUGUUUAAAAAUAUUGACUUGGAGCGCUCAGAUAAGAAUGGUUUCAGGGCAACAGGUCUCUAUCCAUGGAAUGCCAAUGCGGUGGAUUUCUCAAAGUGUAUUGCGAAGAAUGGUCCAAAAGUCAAUGUCAAUAUCACAUCAUUGAGGAUACAACCACUUCCAUAUGAUGAUUUCUGCGGAAUUGUGGGAGAAAGGCAAAUUGAAAAAUUUAAAAACAUUAAACAAAUAGUAGAAGAAACCUGGCUGACAUAAAAAUGGCAUUUAAAUUAAACUUACAUAUUCAGAUAAUAUUGAUGUGUUGGAGAAAGAACAUGGCACUAUUGGUUUAACGGCCAAGUUUACAGUUUGCAAGAGUUAUCAAAUUAUUUUUUUACAGGAAAAAUCUUUUACUGUGGAAGUACAAAACCAAAAAUUAAAAUUUCUGUGUACAAAUUUCAAUUGUUAUUCUUGCCUCUCUCUUAUCUUAUGGAACACUUUUGCACAUUUUUUGUACUCAAAAGUCCUUGAAAAGUAUGGAAGUUAUGUCAUAAUGGAUACUGGAUACUGUCCUAGCCCAAUUUUGUGUACGACAUUGUUGUGUUCAGGGUCGGUGCUUUUCUGUAGUGUAUAAUGGUGCUAUCUCCUUGAGACCAGUGAAGCACUGCAUUUGUACUUGCUAAGUAAUAAUUAGUAUGAGCUGGUGAUGGCAUUGAGCCAGGUUUGUGUGAAGUUAUAAUUACCAAAUAGACAUGAAGGUAUGUUUGAUCGAAAGAGAUGUGUUAUAUUGUUUAUACUUAUGCAGUCAUUAUUUUUCCAUGAAUUACAUUACAUACAAAGUUAAGUAAAUAAAUUGUGGCACAGUCAUUUGAUAAAUGGUCACAA